Chara braunii is the source of this 2332-nucleotide messenger RNA. NCBI's taxonomy places the organism in Eukaryota, Viridiplantae, Streptophyta, Charophyceae, Charales, Characeae. The record is from the annotation of a GenBank genome assembly.
UCAGACUCAAGAUUCAGGACUGCGGGCCUAACAAGGAAAAGAGUGAGCUGCGCAAAAUAGAAGGUGCGACGAAGGCCCUGAAAAGACUUUUUAUAAAGGACAAAGAUUUCCUUAGAUGUGGAGGUUAGAAUUUCUAGAGAGUGUCAAGAGGAGAGGUCAAGGAGACAAAGGAUCUCUUGAGUCGACAGGAAGGAAAGAGGAGUUGAUAGAGACUGCAACGUCAGGAGAGAAGAAAGAUAUCGCUGAGAGUGACGAGGGAUGAGAAGGGAGAAUGAGCACCGAAAGGUGUUCUAUGCGAGUUAUAGGAAAGUUGGAAGGGUCAACCGCUUGUGUUAGAAUACAGUUGGAGCAACUAGAGAAGCUCACCGUGAUCGAGGAGGCGGAGAGCAGUAGAGAAGCCGUUCAAAAGGCGAGGGCAACUGGACUCUGGGUGGGGGAAGGAGAUGCGCGAUCAAUUCGUUAUUUCUUGCACCUAUUCCCCUUCGAUGGAGCGACAUUGAGCAGAGCGUGGCGCGAGACUCCCGCGAAGGCAGAGAGAUUUUUGAAGAGUGACGCUGAUGUGUCUGGAGACUUUGCUGGGGUCAUAACAGAGAGUGCUGUUUUAAGAAUUUACAAAGCAUACGACCAGUACGAGAGUGAGUUUCCUUGGGACGUUCCACGAGCUUUUGGAGGAAUCCGCAGAAAGGAUUCUGGUAGCUUUAGCGUUGAUAGACAUGGAGUGUGUAGAGUAUCCGAUGCCCUCAUGACAAGAGGAAAGUUAUCGGAAGUAGAAAGAUGCACGAUCUUUCUUAGUAAACUGCCAAGGGGGAAGCGAAAGGCGGUACUGACGGAGACGCCUCACGAUAAGUUGGACUUCACCGCGUUACUUAAGCUGGCCAUGAACGUGGAAGUCGAUGAGUAUAAGGAUUUGCUCUGGAGAGGCAUGCAGCGCGAAGAUUAUUCUUUUUACAAGGAGUAUGGGACUGAUAGGUGCCUCGAUUUCGACGACAAACCUUGGGCAGAACAACGAUAUUUGAUGGACUGGGACAAAUCCCAUCGGUCAGGGGAUAACGACGCAGUAAUAGAGGAGAUGCAAGAAAAGAUGAAGGAAAUGGCCAGGCAAAUGACAAAUUUCGAAACGAAGGUCGGAACUACGUACUGGGACAAGCCUGGAUCCCCCUACUCUCUGCGAUGGGAUCGUCGGAACACCGACCGAUGGAGGAGUGUCGAAGACCAUAACCCUCGCACAUUGGCUGAUUACCGCGCGAGGGAAAGAGAUGAAGAUGAGCGACGACGUAGAGAUGAAGAAGAUCGUAGACGUAGGGAUGAGGAGGAUCGAAGGCGCAGAGAUGAGGAUGAUCGGAGGAGUAGAGAGGAUGAUGAGCGGAGGCGCAGGGAUGAUAGUAUAGACAGAGACCGGCGGCGUGAUGGGUAUCGAGGGGGAGAUUCCUACAGUCGAGGAGACAGACCCGACCAGUAUCCGCGCAGUCCCAGAGACCAGUAUCCGCGCAGUCCCAGAUACGGUGGGAAUGCCGAAGGGUACCGGAGCCCGGACAACUUGAACUCGAGGGAUAGAGAGGACUCCGGAGGACGAUGGGAGUCGGAUAGGGACCGCCGAGAUGGAUAUCGACGCGGUUACGAGCGGACAGAGAGAGGUGGCGAUCGUAGAGAAGAGYCACGGGGACAGUAUGAGAGAGGAGGAUAUCCUGCGUCGCCAGGAUAUCCCAAGUCCCCAAACUACCCCAGAUCCCCUGGGCCAUCCAACCAGGAUGUGAGACGACCGACAAUUAAGUCCGCGGAGGAACGACCCCCUACACCUAGUAACUCCUGUAUCUAUUGCAGGGGAGACGAUCACCUCAAGAGAGACUGCCCUGACCUCAAACGGGCGAUAGAUGAGGGACUUGUCGUACUUGAUGAUCGCAAGUACGUCAAGUGGGCGGAUAACCUAGGAGAUGUAUCGAUGUUUCCUUCAAUGAAGGAGAACGUGGAAGCUAGGCGAGUAGUACUGAACAAGGGUAAGGGAGUCGCAAAAACCCAGAGUGUGAGGCUGAGUCUGCCUUCUGAAGAGGACGCCCCCAUGACACCCAUACGAGUGACGGCUACUAAGUCCUCUAGUCCUUCCUCCUCGAAGAAGGCUGACACUGACUACGUGAUGGCAAUGAAGGACGGGCAGAGGAUGGAAGGAGAAGAAGUUAUACUUUCCCCACGCAAACGUCCCACGCAAACGUGGGUCCAGAAAAUUCACGAUGAAGAGCACUCUCGAUGACAUAGACACGGUCGAACCUCUUGGAAGAAGUUAUACUUUCCCCUAUGCAGUGCACGAUCCUAGAGUAUUUGGCGGUCUCGAGACCAG